This is a messenger RNA of Zingiber officinale, 1043 nucleotides long. RefSeq names its product syntaxin-52-like. Gene Ontology annotation, cellular component: SNARE complex; endomembrane system. The record is from RefSeq and is a predicted model, not a curated record. The coding region runs from base 187 to 888 and encodes 233 amino acids. Gene Ontology annotation, biological process: intracellular protein transport; vesicle fusion. Lineage: Eukaryota; Viridiplantae; Streptophyta; Magnoliopsida; Zingiberales; Zingiberaceae. Gene Ontology annotation, molecular function: SNAP receptor activity; SNARE binding. The transcript is spliced from 7 exons.
AACCUUCUCAUUGAUGUCGACUCCUCAAGCAGCGCGGCGAAAACGAAUUAAUCUCGGAAUUGGGGAAUUGCGGGGAGAGGAAGCGAGAGAGAAGAGGCGUUUUUUGUUGAUCUUCUCAUCCAUACUACGUGCGAUAAUUUUUUUUGCUUUCUGUGGAGAUUAUCUUUGUAGACCCUGUCAUCAGCAAUGGCAUCGUCGUUAGAUCAAUGGAUGAAAGAGUUCAAUGAAUCAUCAAGGCUUUCAGUGGAAAUUAGUGUUAUGCUUUCUGAAAGGGGCUCUUUGCCUUCACCCAGGCCAGAAUCCCAACGCCAAUUGACUGCAAUGAGAAGGAAGAUAACAAUUCUCAGGACAAGGCUGGAGAACUUGGAGUCCCUUCUCUCAAAGCUUCCUAGCUUACAGCCAAUAAAGGAUAAGGAAUUACAUAAGCGCCAGGAGAUGCUAUCAAACUUGAAAUCUAAAGCAAAUCAGAUGGCAUCAACAUUAAACAUGUCCAACUUUGGCAACAGGGAGAACUUGCUUGGAGAUGGUAAAAAGCCAGUCGACGUGGCAACAAGAGUUGCUGGGUUGGAUAAUCAGGGUAUUGUUGGUCUGCAGAGGCAGAUUAUGAGAGAGCAAGAUCAGGGUCUUGAAAAUUUGGAGGAGACUGUGUUAAGCACCAAACAUAUUGCAUUAGCAGUUAAUGAAGAGCUGGAUCUUCACACAAGAUUACUUGAUGAUCUGGACCAGCAAGUUGGUGUAACAGACUCAAGGUUACGGAGAGUUCAAAAGCAACUGGCAAUCCUCAACAAGCGAACAAAAGGUGGUUGUUCUUGCAGGUGUCUGCUCUUAUCGGUUGUUGCUAUUGUGCUCCUCAUUGUUGUCGUUUGGGCUCUCAUCAAGUACCUGUAAAAGGGCAUCGUGUAAUAAUGCUAAUUGCAAGCCAGUUGAUCAUCUCGUGUGUGAUUUGUUGCUCUGGCACUUGGUACUCCUGCCUCAAAGUGAGGUUCUUGUAUUUUAUUUUAUUUGAUGUAAAAGGGAUCGAAAAUAUGAAGCAACACAGUUUU